This is a messenger RNA of Cinara cedri, 7293 nucleotides long. NCBI's taxonomy places the organism in Eukaryota, Metazoa, Arthropoda, Insecta, Hemiptera, Aphididae. The record is from the annotation of a GenBank genome assembly.
UGUUACUGAUUAGGAUAUUGUUAUCUUCAGAUUCUUAUCUUUAGGAAAACUGUCUCUGGCCAACUGACUCAGAAAGCUUAGCAGUUGUGCGAUGAAAUGAAAAAACCAAAACAAUAACAAUAAUAAUUCCUGAUGGUAACACAAAAGAAGAUAUGAAGAAAGAAAUAGAAAAAGAUGCAAUUAUCCGUAAACGUUGAACAGUAAACAUUACCUGUACACAAAUCAAUCAGUAAUUAUUGUUUUCGUUUUUCUUUUCAUUUCUGAUUUUUACAACGAGAAUGCCUUUGAAAUGGAAGCUUACUACAUGUGGGAACGAGUGCACAUAGCUGAAGAUAUGAGUCGGUCGUGCAGCUCUUGUGAUUGCAUAACAUACUCUUAUUUUUUGAUAUCAGUGUUCCUAUUCACAUUGGGCACGAUCCUGUCCGUUUUCUCGUUCGGUGCGUUCAGCGACACCGUUUUUGCUAACCUGGGUCAUAUGUGGAUGGUCGGUCCGCUGUGCAUCUGUUCCGCCGUUAUGAUUGGCAUCAGAAAUAUGUUGUACUUACGCAGACGUCGAGUCAUUGACAUGGUCAUUCGCCAACAGAUAGCAGUGAGUAAAAUAAAGUUUUUUCCUUUGGUUUGUUUUUGUAUUGACCACAUAUCUAUACAGGACCUCCGGGCUCGACAAGAACAAUUGAUUGAAGCUGAGCACCAGUAUUCGUUGCCAAUCCGUACAGUGAGUGAACUCACUUUGCCUCCGUCUUAUGAACAACUCAUUGGUAGUCAUAACGAGGAAGGAAGUGAUCUACCUCCGCCGUCGUAUGAAGAAGCCAUAGUCAGUAUGUCUAAAGAAGCUACUAAAAGUGAUAACGUCAUUGUACUUAACUACUCUGGUAAAUAAUUAUGUACUUACCCAUUUGUCAAACACAUAAUAUUAUGUGUAUACCAGGAAAAUUUUUAUCGACAAAAUAAGAACCAGACAAAUUUUCUUCCUUUAUGUAUUCAUUUUUUUGAUCAAUAUUACUUGCAUCAUUAGGAUAAAUAAUCUGAUUAGAUUUAAAUCAAAAAGGUAAUUAUGUUGUAAAUAAAGAAUGUACACAUUGCCUUUUGUAGUUGUACUAUUAUUUGUUGGUAAUUUGAAUAGUCCGAUCUAAAGUUUUGUUUUGACUUGUAUAUGACUGGUUAUAUAUAUAUUAAAAUAUAAAUAGAAUAGAUUUUGAAACGGCUAAAUUGUAUUAUUAUGCAAGUAGGUUAGGGCAGAUUUACUUUAAAAUACUAAAAAAAUUUACAACUAAUAAUUUGUUUUAAAAAUCCUUAAAAUUAGCAUUUUAUCAUCAAAAAAGUAGACCAUUUAUUAAUUAAUAAUUAUUUUAUAAAAAGCAAUUAUUUAUAUUAAAUGUAUUAAAGUUAAUUUCUCUGGCCAUUUUUUUAUUUAAGAAAUAGAAUGCAAGAAUAUUUAUUGGAUUUCAAAAAUUAAAUACGUAGGUACUUAAACAUUUCUUAUUUAUUUUUUUUAUCUUUUAUUAAGUAUACUUCUUUAAAUGUAAUUAAUUAUUGGAAAUGGUUCUUAUUUUGCCACUCCUACAAAAUGAUGCUUCCAUGUAAUUCUAUGUUUUAAAAAUGUAUCAACCAUUCUUCCCUGUAGAAAAUGAUCUCAAAUAAACUUCUAUGGAUAAUUAUAAAAUGUAUGGUAUUUAAAAAAAUUCUUUUAAUUAAUUUAUGUUCUUUAUUUACCCAAUGUUUUUUUCAAAUCUAAAAAAAAUCACUGUAAACACAGUCUUAAACUGAUUAACAAUGAAAUAUGUUACAAUAAAUUGUUUUUCUCAUAUAAGUUAUAAUAAUAUUUGCCUAUUUUUCUGUUUUUAUUAUGAAUAAUAAUGCAAACCAGUACGCAAGAGUAAUAUUAUUACUUUGUGUCUAGCUUUUUUCUAGGUUAAAAAUUAACAUCAACCAUGGUUAUGCCAUUAAAAAGUAUUUCUUUUUUUUAUUUUAAACUGAUUUCGAAAAGUUAUGAAUACAAUAUUUUCAAGGUGUUUAGUAAUAUUUUAUUAAUAAGUAAUAAAAUACACGCAUAGAAUAAAUAAAAAAAAAAAAAUAAAUUUCAAUAUAUUGUGGGUAUAAUGGCAAAAAAACUGCAAUAGUUGUAUAUUUACUACGGAUCUUGUAUUAUUUUUUUUGUAUAUUUAAUAUACGUAUACAUACAAUUAUUUUAUCUAUUUCACUCUAUUUUUGUUGUCACAAAUUAAUAUAAAAUAUGACUACCAUUGUAUAAUAAAUACAUUUUAGUUGGCAAUUGUGAUAUAUAUAUAUAUAUUAAUCAUUUUCUUAUAAUACACGCAUAUAGUGUUAUAAAUAAUUUUUUUAAAUAUGUAUUUAUGUAAUAAUAAUAAAAAAAUAUUAACAUGGACAUUUUUGCUUUUGUUUACAAAUUUAAUCCAUUUUCGCCUGUAUUUAAAAUUAAAAUUGAACUCUAAUUUACAAAAUAUAAUUAAAUUGAAAUUAUUCAUAAGAAUUAUAUGAAGGAAUACGGUGGCCAUUAUUGACAGAAAUAGUGUUGUUUCAAGACAAAAUGGCCAAAAUUAAAUUUAUUGGUAUUAUCCAAAUACAAAAAAAAAAAAAAAAAAAAAAAAUUACAUCAAAUCACUAUAAAUGCUUACUCAAUUAUAGUUACUUCUUCUUUAACCAAAAAUUCAACCUUUUCUUCUUCGACAUUCUUACGAUCAGAAUCCAGUUCAUCAGUAUCAAUAUCUGGAAUAAAAUAAAAUGGUCAAUACAAAAUGGCAUUUCUAAUAUUAUAACCAAUGUAUAGACAAAACUGACAAUAAUUCUGUUAUUUUACUUACGGUUUCUUAUAGCCAUUCUUUCAGCCUUCUGUUUAGCCCAAUCAUCUAAACGUUUGCUGCGGUAUUCUUCAAAUUCUUUAAUCAAUUGGCGACGUUUAUCAAUGACUUCCUGUUAAAUAUAAUAAUAAUAAAACAAAUUAAAAAUCAAUUGAUAUUUUUUUACAUUUUUAAAUUAGUUUAAUUUACUUUAGAUGCUUUGGUCAUUCUCAUUUUAUCCUUAGUUUCAAAUUGAGAUGUGUAUUUUUUUAAACUUUUCUUAAUAUCCUUUUGUUGUUUGGCACUCAACAAAGUAGGAGGUCGAGGUCUCCAUUGCAUGUGACAAUAGGUAUUUGUAUUAAAUCUAUUUAAUAUUCUUCCUUGGAAUGACCAUAUCCAAUAGCCAGUAUCUCCCUAUAAAUACAAAAAAAAGUCAUGCGAUAAAUACAUUUGUGCAAAAUAAUUAUCAAACUGACUAUUUUGUAUGCUUUUCUUAUUUCUCCCUAAGCAGCGGGUGUUUUAGGACAAAAUUUAGGAUUUAGUUUUUGGCAUUACUUGAAUAACCAUAAAUGGGCCGCAUAAAACCGCUAAACUGUAUUACAACUGACCCAUAUUUAAGACAAAAAUAGUUUGGCUGUUUUAUGGUUUAAUUAUAGUUCAAUUAAAAUAGAGAUCGGCAAUAAAAUAGGCCAACUCUUAUUUGACUGUUUUACAGUUCCUCGAAUAACCCGAUGUUCAAUGGAAAACUACAUACUUCACUAUAUUAUAUUUAAUAAUAAAAUUGAAGAGUUUGAUUAUUAGUCAUAUUUUUGUUGUGGUUGUAAUCUAUAAUCUGUUAAAAUUAAUAUCAUGUUAUUUUUUUUAUCAUCGUUAUCUAGAUAACUAUUGUUUUAUAGUUAACAAAUGUAUGAUAAACCAAUAAGGUAAAUAAAUUGUGGUGGUUAGCAUAUUAUUUUUAAAUUUUGUUUGUUAAGAAACAAAAAUCACAACGCGAUGUAAAUUCGAUAGUGAUGGGCAACAAUAUCGAUAUAGGGAAUAAUUUGUAGCUAUGAUAAAUAUUAAAUAAUAUCUGACGGUUGAUAACGUUAUAUUAUUAUAUGAGUUAUUAUGUUAUUUGUAAAGUUAGGUAUUAUGGAGUUUCUUAUAGUUCAAAAAUAAUUUUUAUUUAGGUUUGCCUAUAUUAUUGUAUUCAAUAUUAUAUUUUUCUCACUGAUAAAAUAUGUUUGAUAUUUAAACAAGGUAGGUUAGGUACCUAUUAUUAAUAAGUACCUACCUAAAAUAUUUUCGAUAUCAUAUUGAUAUCUAAAAUUAUAUCGUUGAUCAUUACUAGAAUUCUAUAACUUGAAACUGUGCUGAAAACAAGAAACGAACGCUUUUUGUUUAUAGCUGCUGAGAUUUACAAGGCAUUAUGCAAGCUACAGCCUGUAUGGAUAAUCGUGAUAUAUACCUUUGUCUUCCAUGAACUGACACCAGUAGCAACAAAUCUACCAGUUGGAUCCCAUUCUAUAUCAGUAGCUUUAUAAUGUUCUGUAGAACACAUAGUAGUAAAGUCUGCAGUGUCGACAAAUUCUAGAGCACCAGAAUCACGAAUUUCAGCAAUAACAAUAUAUUGUCCGGCAGGUGACCAAAAUAGAUGACUGCAGAAAUGUUUAUCUAAUUUUUCUACAGAAAAAAAAAAACACAUAAUACUUUAUAUCUAAAUAAACAUCACACAAACACAAAUAUCAAAUGAAAGUCAGUGUAUUUGCUCUAUUAUUAUAUAAUGUAUAAGUAAUUGCUGAAAACUGCCAAUGUGUUUUCCUGAAAUGGAAAAUUGACCAGAAACCAAACUCACUUUAUGAGAAAUAAUAGAUAAACAUUAUAAAUAUAAUAGACCUAUAUUUAUUGAAUUAAAAUACUCUUAUGAUAAUAUUGACAGGAAACAGCUUUGAAUAACAUUUGACAAUUUUGGUCUCCAAAGUAAAUUUAAAAGGCAUAACAUUUAUUAAGUAUAAUCACAUUAACACUUAUUAAAUAUACUUCUAGAAAAAAGCCAGUUUGAGGUCUUAAAAAUGGGUCAAGGAAGUAGUUCUUAACGUGAGCAGUAGGUUUUAAGGGGGAGAGGGGUGGGAUGGUAGGCUUUUAAAUGAGGAAUGAUAGAAAAAUAAAAAAACAACAGCGUUAUUAAGGAAAUAGAUUUUUUUAAUAAUAUCAACUUACUUAAUAAAACUGGCGCUUGACCAGAUUUCACAUUAUAGAAGCUGACACUAUUAUUACUUGGUUCACCGUGAAUAAUGGCAAACUUUGAACCAAUUGGUUCCCAAGCAAACGCAUGAAUUGGUUCUUUUAUUUCGACAAUGUCUACGGGUAUAUUUUUCUCUCUCAUAUGGAAUAUUUCAAAAUUGAAAUACAUCCCCUACAAGAGAAAUUGAUUUAAAUGGUAUUAUUUUAAAAGUGCAACACAAAUAAAUAAUUUACUUAAAAUGGAUAAUGUAAAUACUUACACUGUAUUUGACAUCUCCUUUUUCACGUUUAAUUUUUGCAUAUCGGUCAACUUUAACACAUAAGUAGUCACCAACUUUUUGCCAAUGAAUUUUACAGUCUGCUACAUUGAACAAAUUAUUUGCUCUGAUUUCUUUUCGACUAAUUGUAAUCAAUUAUAUACAUUAAUAUAUAAAUAAUUUUUUUAUUGAGGUUUUUCACAAAUUUUAAGCAUAUAAUGUUAAUACCUUACCAUAAAUAAAACUAGAAUAUUGUCGGUGCUAGAAAAGUGAUGACAAUAUCAAUACAUAUUAUUUUACUAACCUGGGAAUUUCUAAAAGAACCACUCGUGCUGGAACAUCUUUAUCUUCAGCGACCCAGUAAGCAAGAACAUUAUCACUAGGGGACCAACUAAAAUCUCUAAUACCAUUAACUGUUAUACUUUUUUUAUCCAGCAAACCAAAAGACUAAAAACAAAUAAAAAUAUAAUUAUUAUGCAGUUUCAAAAUAUGCUAAAUAUCCUUCAAAUACUUACUGGAGUUUCAUAAACACUUAAAGUAUUAAGCCCAAUUCGGGCAAAGUAUUUAUCAUCCUUUGACCACCUUAAUAUUGGUACUGGUCCUGCCAUUGGAGCAUCUGAAAUGAAUGAUCGCUUUUCGGCACCGGUACGAAUAUCAAAUAUGGUCAACUUUUGUUCACCGCUAUCUAAUGGAGCAUAAGCUACUAAGUAUCUAAAUUAAAUAUAAAUAAGAAAAUUAUUUAGAAAAAACAUCAUUUUACUACUAUUUAUUUAUAGACAUCAAAUAACUCACUGUUCACAAGGAGAAAAGUCAACAAAUUGAACAUUGCGAUGGGACAGCUUUAAUACAUUUGUGAAAUUUGGCCCACCCCAAAGGACAACACCUUGUUUGUGAAGUGUUGCCAAGUAUGUUCCUAGAGGUGACCACAUUAUCAACGAUUCAGUCCAUUUCUUGAAAAUAAAAUACAUAUUAUAAUAAUUAUUUAAUGUGUAUUUAAAAAUAAAAAAUAAAGAAGUAAACUCAGUACUUACUUCACGUUCAACUAUUUUAGUUGGUUGUGGAUUACUAUUUAACCAAACUUCAAUAUGACUAUUUACAUUGUAAACAUAAUAUUGAUCGAAUGCAUCAGGUUCCAUCAAAAAGUAUUGUAAAUUAGGUCUUUCUGGAAAUGGUUGUAUCGUAGGAGGUUCCCAUUUAUCAGGUAUGUCAUUGUAUCUGAACAAAAAUAUCAACACUUUAGUUAUUUAUUAUUGAAAAAAAUUAUAAGAAUGUUAUUCAACUUACUUUUUAUAGUCAGAGAACAAGUUUAUUAAAAAUGUAUGUUGUUUGUCAAGUUUAUAAUUGUUAGCUUGUGUAACAGCUUCUAAUGCACUUUCAUGUUUUUCGUAUUCAAUGAAUAUGUAACUUAUGAUAAAAAAAAAUAAAAAUAGGAUUUCAUUAAGAUGUGUUCAAAAUUGGAAGUGAUGUGCUACUCACCCUAAAGUAUGACCGGUUUCAGAUUUUGGAUAAUAAUCGCUGGUGAUUUUUCCAUACUGAGCGAAAAUUUUUGUAACCACCAACUUGAGCUUGUCGAAACGAUCGGGGUUGACUUGAGGAACGCCAUCAACAAUAAUGACUGUGUCAACACCAUCAGAAACUUUCGGUUUCUUUAAUAGUAUGUCUCCAAGCAAUUCUAGAAAUGAAUUACGAUUUUGAAGAGUUGACUAUUGUACACAGUCAAUCAAUUAUAUUAAGUACCUUCGUCGCUUAUGUCGUCAACAACAAUAUUAUUGAUGUCUGUAUCAUCCUUAUUGUAUUUUCCUUUUUGUCCAUCUUCUUGCUUCUCUGCAUCUUUUUGCUUAGCCAUGGUGAAUAAAUGUUGUAAUGCGAAUUGUCUGAAAAACUGUGAAAAUGACAAAAACGGAAAAACGCUAAAGGUAAUGAAAUAUUAAUAAGAACGACAUGAAAGUCGAGAAGUUUAGAAAGACAACAUUGAAGACUUUUUAUAGGUUAUGUUUCUGAUUACGUGUGGAAAG